ACCUCAAAGAAAGUAAAUUUAAUGAGAAAUAUCACAAAAAUAUGAUCAUAAACUGUAUUAGAUUAUAUUUUUAUGUUGUUCAUUUCAACAAAAGUAAUGUUUAAUUACUGCUGUAGUUUUGGGUUGGUUUUAGGUGUAGGUCAAGGACCGUGACCUCAGAUUUCUUACUAUGUCGGGUGUAGUCUUUUGAAGGAGGAGGGAAUCACUUCAAGUGGAGGAGGGCACAUUACAACUUAUUUGUUGAAUUGUCCCAAUUGCUGUGGCAAUUGUGAUCAAUUGUUGUGGCACUCUAAUAAUAUUAAAUGCAUUGUUACGUGUAACAACUUCUUGGUUUCUCUUUAUUCAAUUUUACAGGCACACUGUGUCUAGUCUUGAGAUGACAGUAGAUUGCACAGCCAUCCACUUUGAUUAACUGUAAUGGAUGAGAGCCUCAGGGUUCUCCAUUUGGAUUCUUGGCCUCAGUGCCUUUUACAGUUUUUUGUUCAUUAGGUUGCAAAAAUGUUUUCUUCUCAUUUUCAGUGUUGGAGGCCUGUUCUUUAUAUAUGAUGGGUUCUGUUUUGUUUUUUGUUUUGUUUUUUAGAAAAAUUGUCUUGCUGUUUUGAAAACCCCAUAUGAAUUUGUAUUACACGGUACUCUGAUUAUAAGAUUGAGAUUGCUGGUGGUAUUUGUGAUAUCUGCCAGGACUUAAAAUUUGUUUUCAUAUGGCUUCCUUUCCUUUUGACCACAGGCUCUGAGCCUUCUGGAGUGCUGCCAUGACCAGUCAGGGAGGCAGCAAUGUGGACACACCCAGCCACCUACCUUCCUCGUCAUCCUCAUUUCUCCGGCCAUCCUCAGGUCCAAAACUACAUGUGCAACGCUCACUCUCCCGUGACACAAUCACCAUCCAUUUCUCAUCCCAGGGCAAGGAGGAGGAAGAGGAGGAUGAAGAGCUCUACAAGUUGGCUGUGUCCACAUCUGGUCUGGAAGGGGAUGAUCAGGGCAUAGUCACAGCUUUGGAGGCCAGCGAGGAGUUGCUGUUUGAAGGCACAGGAACAGGACUAGGUUCAGGUGUGCCCCCCGUGUCUUCUGCUAUGACAUCAUCAUCUUCGGUGGUCACCCAUACCCAAAGCUCAGCCUUAGCCAUCCAGCCAUUAUUCACAAGCCUUGGCUCCUCUUCCACUUGUAGCCCUUCUAGCUCCUCCUGGCCCUCAGAGCACUGGACCCAACUCCCUCCACCUGCCACUUACUCUGCCUCUUCCACUUCGUCUCCAGUCAAGGCCACAGCUGUGCACUCAAGGCCAUUCCUCAGCCUCGUGAGGUCUCUCUCCACUGAGGUGGAGCCUCGUGAAGGUGUCCCUUCAGCAACUGCCCCUCAGCCUAUGCGACACAGACAUCUGAUGAAGACUCUAGUCAAAUCUUUGUCCACUGACACAGCCCGUCUUGAACAGGAAACCCCAGCACACCGGCCCCCUGAUUCCCGUCGUAACCUACACCUCUUCAAACCUUUUACCCAACCUCGUGUCACUGCCACUGCCAGUGGUGACUCUAAAACAGCGCCAUCCUCGCCCAUUGCUUCACCUGAUGGUCGUUCCUUCUUCAAGGUACAGGAAGUUGAAGCACGCAUUGAAGAUACCAAGCGGCGUCUCUCCGAGGUAAUGUGUGAACCCCUGCAGCUGCUUAGCAAGAUUAUUGGUGAGGAAGGAGGAAGUACUGCUAGUGGAGGUUCAACAACUGGGACAGCGUGGGGAGCCCAACAUCCUAAAAGUCUCUCAUCUAGCACCUCAGAGCUCUGUAGUCUUACAGCCCUCAAUGGCCACCUGGAAAGCAAAACUGACUAUUGCAUCAAAGAGGAAGAUGACUUUGAGGGUGACAGUCCACCAGGGAUAGCCACCAAUGUUAUAUUUAAGUCACCCUCACUAGGCCUGGACAGGUGCUUUAUGUCAGCCUUGGCCAGGCAGGAAGAUGAAGAGUUCUGUGAGCUCUACAGUGAAGAUUUCGAACUCUGCACAGACACGGAAGCCGAUGGUGACCUUGGCAACUCGGCCCACCUCCAGCUGGGUAGCACAGCAUGCAGCGAAGAACCAACUGAGGGGGGUGAGGAGGAGGAGGAGGAGGAGGAGGAGGAAGAAGUGCCUCCGACCAUACCACAUAAUGGUCUCAUCCUUCUCAUUUCUGUUGUGUACGGCUACUUUGUUUUGCCAUUGCCCACAUACAUAGGUGGUGUUUUGCUUGGAGUAGCUGCAGGCUUCAUGUUAGCAAUAUUGGUGGUGUGGCUGUCAGCUCCACGUAGUUCUUCUUGGGGACCUCGCUUCAGACGAUGUAAGAGAGAACGCUGGAAUGGGGUGCCUCUAGACAUCAAAGAGCCAAUCAUCUAUAAGGGUUGGAUGAACGAGAUUUACAGCUAUGACCCAGAGGCCUACCAUGCCACGCUUACCCAUUCAGUAUAUGUGCGUCUUGAAGGCUCUGUGCUACGUCUCUCCAAACCCAACCGCAAUGUUCCCCGCCGUGCCACCUUCAAUGAGCCCAAAUCAGACAUCACAUACAUCAGCCAGAAGAUCUACGACCUGACCAACAGCAAGAUUUACCUGGUGCCCCACAGCCUGGCCAGAAAACGUGUGUGGAACAAAAAAUAUCCCAUUUGCAUUGAGCUGGCCAAACAGGAUGACUUCAUGUCAAAGGGGGACCAAACUGAAUCUGAGGAUGAGAAAGUCCUUGCUUCAGGUGAAAGGACUGAGGGGGUAGUGGGUAGUGAGGACACCAAGCGCCCCACAGACCCUAUCCUGUACUUGUUCGGGAGGACAGGAAGAGAGAAGGAAGAAUGGUUCAGGAGGAUGCUGCUAGCCUCCAGGCUCAAGGCUGAGAUCAGGAAACCCUCUGGCCUGAAUGCAUCUUUCCUCCCCUCCUACAGCAGUGGGAGCAGCCAAGCAGGCGCUUUGUCUCACAGUUGCAGCAGUAGUCAGGGCAGUCUAGAUGACGUGAUACAGCCUAAACCACGGCAGAAGGACAUCAAACAAAAAGUACUGGACUACAAUGUCUACAUGGCUAAAUAUAUCAGCCACUCUUCAGGGAGCCCAAAUCCCAGCCCUCUUCACAGUACUGAUAGCAGUCCGAGGAGCGCAACGAAGUUCCCAGCAGGUCCUGGCACAGAGGCUGAGUCUGAGGCCUGGGUCAACGCCCUACUGGGCCGCAUCUUCUGGGACUUCCUCAGGGAGAAGUACUGGGCUGAUAUGGUCUCCAAAAAGAUCCAAAUGAAACUGAGUAAAAUCCGGCUGCCGUACUUCAUGAACGAGCUGACACUGACUGAGCUGGACAUGGGCAUGGCUAUUCCCAAGAUUCUUAAGGCCUCCAAACCAUCAGUGGACCAUCAAGGUCUGUGGUUUGACUUGGAGAUCUCAUACACUGGUUCUUUCCUGAUGACGCUGGAGACCAAGAUGAAUCUGGCCAGGCUUGGGAAGGAGGGAGAGAGCUGUGGAGAACAAGGAAAAGAGGGACCACGUACAUACUGCCUGGCCGACAGCGACGAGGAGUCGUCCAGUGCUGGAUCAUCUGAUGAGGAGGAUCCAACAGAAGUACCUGAAAUGCCGGGGACAGAGGGUUUUGUCGGAGGACACCGGCCGAGCAAGAUCAUGCGCUUCGUAGACAAGAUCGCAAAGUCAAAGUAUUUUCAGAAGGCCACUGAGACAGAGUUCAUAAAGAAGAAGAUGGAGGAGAUGUCCAAUACUCCUCUUCUCCUCACUGUGGAAGUGCAAGAGUGCCAAGGCGUGCUGGCCAUCAACAUUCCACCUCCCCCUACAGACAGAAUAUGGUAUGGCUUCAGAAGGCCUCCUCACCUUGAGCUGAAAGCCCGACCUAAGCUUGGUGAGAGGGAGGUCACUUUUGCCCAUGUCACUGACUGGAUUGAGAAGAAACUGGAUCAGGAGUUUCAGAAAAUAUUUGUCAUGCCAAAUAUGGACGACGUGUGGUUACCCAUCAUGCACUCAGCCAUGGACACACGGUCCAGCAUGAACUUAGCUACUGUGACAACCGAUGCCUUGAAAGAUGUGGCUCCCUUGGACCUUGAACAAACUGCGGAUGACUUUUGAAAGCUGAUAAAAGUCUCGUUUGAGACUUUGGGGAGUCAACCAAGGGCACUUGUCAUAUUAUGUUCUUAAAUGAAGAUUAGUUGGAAACAUGAGUGUGUCUAAAUGCAUAGUAGUAGACCAAUGCAUUUGUAUUAGACCUUGAACUGAGUUAAAUUCUGCUGAAUAAUGCUUUACAUGCAGAGGCAGUUCUGGCAGUGUUAACCUUGGAUUAAAAUCAGCUAUGGCUACGGCAAACAUCUGGGUUGGAGACCUCUUAUACAUUUACAGACCACUUUAUUAGAAACACCUGCUCAUUCUUGCAACUAUUCAAUCAGCCAAUCAUGUGGCAGCAGCAGUGAAUAAAAUCAUGCACAUACAGAUCAAACGCUUCAGUUGUUCACAUCAAACAUCAUACUGGGAAAAAUGUGAUCUCGGUGACUUUGAACAUGGCAUGGUUGUUGGUGCCAGAUAGGCUAGUUUAAGUGUUUCAGAAAUUGCAGAUCUCCUGGGAUUUUCACACACAACAGUCUCUUAAGGUUACACAAAAUGUUGAGGGGGAAAAAAAACAAAGUGAGCUGCAUUUCUGUGGGCAGAAACACCUUGUUGUUGAGAGAGGUCAGAGAAGAAUGGCCAGACAGGUUUGAGCUGGCAGGAAGACUACUGUAAGGAGAGGAAGAAUACUCAAAUUACCACACUGUACAACCAUGGUGAGCAGAAAGGUAUCUCAGAACUCACAACAACUCAAACCUUAAGGUAGAUGGGUACAACAACAGAAGAGCACAUUGGGCUCUACUCGUCAGCCAAGAAGUGAAAUUCUUCACCUUUAUCUGGAUGAUUUUUUUUUUUUUUGGUUGUGCUGCCGUCACGUGAUUGGUUGAUUUGAUAAUUGUAUGAAUGUGCAGGUGUUCCUAAUCAAGUGUCUGAUGAGAGUAUUUGUUUGCAGCUAAAAGCUACUUUUGUGUGAUAGGUACUAUACUACUGAAGGUAACUGGUGUGUUAGAAGCUUUUUAUCUCAUUCCUUUGCAAGCCAGUGUGGAAGGCCAACUGAAAGAAUCCCAUGCCACUCCUUUCAAAUCCUGUCCCUGCUAGUGGCUUUUGAUAGGAUAUUUUAAAAUGGUCCUAAUUGAGUGUGUGCCACUUUCAGCAUUCUUUCAAUAAUGUAAACUAGUGAAAGUAUGUUUGUGGAAUUUUGUGUAUGCCAUGAUUAUCAAUUGCUUUGUGCAAAUGUGCUUUCUCAAGGAUAACCAAUACCAUACAGACGCCAACCUUCACAACGCUCUUUGCUGCCUGAGUCAUCUGUGUCUAUACAAUUAUGCAAGUAGAUCAAUUUCACUGUGUUGAAGGACACCAGCUAAUACCCCAUCUGCCCCAGAAGUGGCACUAAAUCAAGCUGGCUAAUCAAGUACAUACAAACAAGGCGCUCUCUGUAGACUUUGACUUCUUAACCAUAACUUUUCUGGAACUGUCUUUACCAUGGACUUAUAUGCCAUUGUGAACUAUGGAGAAGCCAUCUGAAUGUAUAAGUCAUUGCCUGAUCAUAUCAAUUUAUGGGGUUUGUUAUGAUGAUGUGAUUAUUUUGUUGAUGUGAUUUCAAGAUUUACAAAGAUUCUAAAAUUUGUUUUUAAUGUUGUGUCAGUUUGUGUUGACUAAAACUGCGUUGUUUCAUACUAUUAGUUGUAACUAUUCUUUAAAGAUUUGAUUGAACAUGUAGACCAGGGCUGUUCAAUCUUAACUGCAAAAGGCUGGUAUGACUGCAGGUUUCCAUUCCAACCAAGCAUAAGUUACGCUUCUUGUUUCAUUUGUUUAAGCUGCUGAUCUCCAAUCAGUGAAUAGGUGUGGCUCCUAUUUGGGUGGACUGAAAGUCUGCAGCCACAUUUGCAGAUAUGACUGAAGGACAGACCAAGGAUUUUCAACUUUAGUCCUGAACACCCACUGUAAUGCAAGAUUUAACUCCUUCAAACACUCUUGAUCAAGCUCACAAGCUCAUCUAACCUACCAUUAUAAUACGGUAACUUUUUAGCAGCAAAAAUCUGAAACUUCAGUGCAAUGAACUUCCUGGACUGGAUUUGAAAAUUCCUGAUGUCCACCACUGCAAGACCCACUGACUACGUUUACAUGCACACCAAAUUCCGUUUAAGGUCUAUGUUCAGGUUGCAGCCAUAUUCCGAAUAUGACAUUUAUAUGCGCACAGGCAUUGGAAUAUUCCUGUAUACAGGGUUGUUUUAAGUAUGCCUGAGUUGCCAUUCCUAAACACCUAGCCUACAGCAAAUCAUAUGUUAGCACCCACAAUUCCUUGCAGACUGAGCAUGCACAUACACCUCUCCUUUCAGUGUAUUUUCUGAAUAAGGAGUUUACAUGCAAGACAUUUCAGAGUAAAACAGGAAUAUUCCAGGGGUGGGAAUCAGAAUAUUGUCUUAAUUUGAAUCAGGCAGUCGGAUUGCAGCCUGUACAUGACUCAAUACUAAUUAGAAUAUUACCAAAUUACAAUUAAUAUCAGAAUAUUGAUGGGCAUGUAAACAUAGUUAUAGAAGAAGCAGAGGUUCCUAUACUGUAAAUAUAAUUCCAUAACAAAGAUCUCUAGGUAUUGGUUACCAGCACAGAGUAUGACAGAGAAACAGAUCCACGGUUACAAGAAAAAUAACCCAACAGGACUGGUAAUCAGUUAUCUAAUGAUGAUCACAUCUGUUUCAGUUGCUUUCCUCAACACACUUCAUAGUUCAUUACAAAGAUGUCAAAGUACUAUGUCCAGUUGCGCUAACUUGAAAACACCCACCACAAUACUGCUGUGCCAUUGUUUGUGGAAAUCAGUCCAAUGUAAAAUGAUCUGUGUGCUUCUCUAUGUCAACGGCUCAGCAUACUUUUUGCACUUUGUGAAAAUGAUUGCCGUUUUAAGUGAUUGUGUUCAGCCAUACUGUGACAAUGGUGAUGUGUGGGGAUGUA
This is a messenger RNA of Ictalurus furcatus (blue catfish), 6980 nucleotides long. RefSeq names its product testis expressed 2 (gene tex2). Bases 753 to 4061 code for a protein of 1102 amino acids. The record is from RefSeq and is a predicted model, not a curated record. Gene Ontology annotation, cellular component: endoplasmic reticulum. The transcript is spliced from 11 exons. Gene Ontology annotation, molecular function: lipid binding. Lineage: Eukaryota; Metazoa; Chordata; Actinopteri; Siluriformes; Ictaluridae.